UGCCUCUAUGGUUGAUCGGAGAGGCCUUGGUAACGGGCCUGUGAUCAUGUGACCCCCCGUCCUGUCCAAGAUGGCGUCCUCCAUGGUGGCGGGGGAGCGGCUGGUGCGGGCGGCGGCCUCCGCCAGCGGGGAGCUCGGGCGGCUUCCCCGCGAGCUGCGGGCGGAGCUGGAGGCCGCUCUGGGGGCCCCGGCCGCCGGGCGCGGCCCCCUCGUCCCCUUCAGCCUGCUCCGGAAGCUGCAGGGCGCCCUGCGCCAGGCAGGUUCUCCUGUGUAUCUCCAUGAGCUACUGGAAGGCAGCGAGAUUUAUCUCCCUGAAGUGGAGAAACCUCCAAGGAACCCAGAGCUGGUGGCCCGUCUGGAGAAGAUAAAGGCUAAGCUAGCCAAUGAGGAAUACAAGCGGAUAACAAGAAACAUCAACUGCCAGGAACUGAACCGGUACGGGACUCUGGCUGACUUGGGAAGGCAAGUUAGGUCCAUGAAAGCCGUGGUCAUCACCAUAUUCAACUUCAUUGUCACAGUGGUGGCUGCAUUUGCCUGCACAUACCUGGGCAGCCAGUACAUCUUCACAGAAAUGGCAGCGCGUGUGCUGUCGGCUGUGAUCGUGGCCUCAGUGGUGGGCUUGGCUGAACUGUACGUGAUGGUGCGGACCAUGGAAGGGGAGCUCGGAGGAUUGUAGUCAGGCAGCUUUCACUUAGACUGUGAUCCUUACGCUGGAGGUCUUUUCCUCCCCUGUGGGUUAUUAAUUUGUUCACAGGUACGUUUGGCUUUGGUCCAUUGGGUCGCUGUGCCUACUGCAGUUUCCUCACACCAUGUCCCUUAUUCCUGCCACGUUUGAAAUCACCAGAUGCACUGAAUGGGGACCUUGUGGCAUGGAACAGAAGAGUCAGCAGCAGUGGGAGGUUUCAAAUCCAUGACUGGCACAGGGAGGAGUGGGGGGCUUAUUGCUGCCUCAUCUUCUAGCUCUGAAGUUGCUGUCCCUUGUUCAAAAUAAAUGGGUUCUGUAUGCAUUAGAAUUACCUUCCUCCUGCCCCAAGGCAGAUUCCUAGGGCAGAGAUGCUGCGUGUGAAAUGCCUGCACUGUGUACCUGGGCAGCCUGUGUGUGUCUCUGCCCUCUUUAUCGCAACCCCUACUCCAUUGCUUCUACAGAAGCCGUUACACUUGGUUUCUUUAAUGCUCUUCACAUUCCUGCAUGGUGCACUAUCCGGGCUGCUGUAGGGUAGAGCACAGUUUGUACAGGGCAUUAGCCCUGCCUGCUCUUGGCUGAAGCAGUGGGUGCCUGACCCAGGCCCUGUGCUCAUGGCAGUGCAUUUUCUCCCCCAUGCAGACAGCUGCUCCCCAGGAGAAUGAGGGCACCUAAUCCCACGUUGUUCCUCCCAUACUAGGAAAUUUCCUAACUCAGAAGGUGUUGCAGCCAAUGCAGGGAAUUCUUUAUCUGUUAAGAUGAGGUCUAAUAGAAACUGACCACAGAUCUAAAAAUUAACGCUAGCUUAGGUACAAGUGGGUCCUGUUAUCUGUACCGGCAAGACCUGUCUUGGACUGUGUUCCUGUCGUCUAAAUAAACCUUGUUUUACUGGCUG
Mauremys mutica (yellowpond turtle) is the source of this 1577-nucleotide messenger RNA. RefSeq names its product transmembrane protein 199 (gene VMA12). Bases 71 to 676 code for a protein of 201 amino acids. Gene Ontology annotation, biological process: vacuolar proton-transporting V-type ATPase complex assembly. Gene Ontology annotation, cellular component: endomembrane system. The record is from RefSeq and is a predicted model, not a curated record. The transcript is spliced from 6 exons. NCBI's taxonomy places the organism in Eukaryota, Metazoa, Chordata, Testudines, Geoemydidae.